GCUGGAGGCCCUGGGGUUGAUCCCACUAGUGACUUCUUUUUUCAAAAAUAUGACACACCUGUAUUUAAAGAGCAUUAAUCUGAAUCCUGAGCUCCCCUUCUUGGAUCCCCGCCUUGCUACUCCUGCCUCGUUUUCUGCCUUUCUUCAGUCUGUGGCUUUGAGGAAGAAGACUCAAAGUAGCCCUAAGGGUCCGCUGACGGGCGUGGUGGGAAAGAGGGCGAGCCCCUUUCUCUUGCAUGUAGGACUACAGUAUAUUUUUGGAGAUUUUAGCCCUGAUGAAUUCACGCAGUUCUUUGUGACGCCUCGCUCUUCAGUUGAGCUCCCUCCGUACAGUGGAACAGCUCUGUGUGGCACUCAGGCUGCGGACGAACUGCCUGAUGGGCAAGAGGAUCAGAGGAUUGAGUUUGGUAUUAAUGAAGUGAUUGAGCCCAGUGACCCUCUGCCGAGAGCCCCCAGCUACAGUAUUUCCAGCACAUUGAACCCGCAGGCCCCUGAGUUUAUUCUUGGUUGUACAGCUUCCAAAAAGACCCCUGACGGACUAGAGCAAGAGGUGAACUCCAGCCCCCUUGAGCGCCCAUUCCCGGGCCCAGCCCUUGCCCUGGACUGCAGCUCGCACACUGAGGCCGAGGCUCUGGAGAGCGCCAAUGGCCCAGGUGGCCUGGGACAGAGGGAGCGCAAAAGGAAAAAGAAGCGGCCGCCGGGGUAUUACAGUUACCUGAAGGACGGGGCUGACGAGAGUACUUCCUCGGACGCGCUGGUCAACGGCCAUGCCAACUCAGCAGGCCCUGGCGGGGUGGGUGCCGAGGACGCGGAGUUUUUGGGAGACAUGCUCCCACCGCUUUCGCCCAGGACUUGUGACAGCCCUCAGAACCCCACGGACUUUAUCAGUGACACUGUGCCUGACAGUCCUUUUCCUGGAGCACUGGACGGCACCGGGAGGACUGUGGGGCAGUCUCAGGGCUGCCGCGGGACUGAUUUCGAGCAAGCCUGCCUCCCCGCAGAGCACCUGCUAAGGACAGCUGUGGCUCCGCCCUGCGCUGCUACCGAUACUACUGAGAACCUUGGCGUUGCCAACGGACAAGUACUUGAAUCCUCGGGCGCGGGCACAGCUGCCAAUGGGGAGCUGCACACUGUGGAGAGCACAGACUUGGACACGGCCAAGCUGGAACGUGCGUCCCCUCCCGCUGACAGCGCCGUCUCCGCGCCCGUUCCCGUUAGCCAGCCCGCCAAGUCCUGGGCCAGCCUCUUUCAUGAUGCUAAGCCCUCUUCCUCCUCACCCGUGGCAUAUGUGGAAACUAAGUGUUCCCCUCCUGCCCCAUCUCCCCUGGUCUCUGAAAAGCAGGUUGAAGUCAAAGAAGGGCUUGUUCCAGUAUCAGAGGACCCCGUAGCCAUACAGAUCGCAGAGUUACUGGAGAAUGUAACGCUAAUACAUAAGCCAGUGUCAUUGCAACCCCGGGGGCUGAUCAAUAAAGGAAACUGGUGCUACAUUAAUGCUACGCUGCAGGCCUUGGUCGCUUGCCCUCCGAUGUACCACCUCAUGAAGUUCAUUCCUCUGUACUCCAAGGUGCAGAGGCCUUGCACGUCGACACCUAUGAUAGAUAGCUUUGUUCGGCUAAUGAACGAGUUCACCAACAUGCCUGUGCCGCCGAAGCCCCGCCAAGCUCUUGGAGAUAAAAUCGUGAGGGACAUCCGGCCCGGAGCUGCCUUUGAGCCCACGUACAUUUACAGACUCCUGACCGUCAUCAAGUCGAGCCUGUCUGAAAAGGGUCGACAGGAAGACGCUGAGGAGUACCUGGGCUUCAUCCUGAACGGACUGCACGAGGAGAUGCUGAGCCUGAAGAAGCUCCUCUCGCCAGACAGUGAAAAACUCACGGUUUCCAAUGGGCCCAGAAGCCCCUUGGCCAACGACGACGAGCAGGAAGAGCAAGGUGAAGGCAGCGAGGAGGAGUGGGAGCAAGUGGGGCCUAGGAACAAGACGUCGGUCACCCGCCAGGCGGAUUUCGUCCAGACUCCAAUCACUGGCAUUUUUGGCGGGCACAUCAGGUCGGUGGUUUACCAGCAGAGUUCAAAAGAAUCUGCCACUCUGCAGCCCUUUUUCACGCUGCAGCUGGAUAUCCAGUCCGACAAGAUACGCACUGUCCAGGAUGCGCUCGAGAGCUUGGUGGCCAGAGAAUCUGUCCAGGGUUACACCACAAAAACCAAACAAGAGGUCGAGGUCAGCCGGCGGGUGACUCUGGAGAAGCUGCCUCCUGUGCUCGUGCUGCACCUGAAGCGCUUCGUGUACGAGAAGACCGGCGGCUGCCAGAAGCUGGUGAAGAGCAUCGACUACCCCGUGGACCUGGAGAUCAGCAAGGAACUGCUUUCUCCAGGUGUUAAAAAUAAGAAUUUUAAAUGCCACAGGACCUACAGGCUCUUUGCAGUGGUCUACCAUCACGGCAACAGCGCCACGGGCGGCCACUACACCACGGACGUCUUCCAGAUCGGGCUCAACGGCUGGCUGCGCAUUGACGACCAGACCGUCAGGGUGAUUCAGCAGUACCAGGUGUUGAAGCCCGCCGCCGAGCGCACCGCCUACCUCCUGUAUUACCGCCGGGUGGACCUGCUGUGAGCCCCGUGUGCCGCGAGUGUGUGCCUGACGCCGCUGUGUAAAGCUCCAGCUCACUGACUUCCCGCCUCUUUAGUGGCUCCUUAGAGAGAAACUGUCCCUUCUGCAAAAAUGGGCUAGGAUGGAAGGACGCCGGGGGAUUUGUGUGCAGCACACUUGUGCUGACUUCUAACUUCCAAACCAGAAUCAUUUGGUUGAAACAGACUGUCGUUUGAUUUUAAGAAAAUACACAAAAACCCAUAAUUCUGACAUAAUAAUCAUAAUUCUGAUUCCUUCUAGAAGAAAGGGGAACUUGCAUUUGAUUUCCAGUCUAAUUGCUUAGUAGAAUAAAUCUACACCAGCAACACUUGUAAAUUUGUGAAAAUGAAUUUUAUCUUUCCUUAAAGAAUAAAUUUUUUAAGCCAUCACACUUUCCUCCCCUACCCUUUAGUUUUUGAUAAAUGAUAAAAAAUGAGCCAGUUAUCAGAGAAGAAAUAGUUCUUACUUCAAAAGAAAAAUAAGUUGCUGGUUCCUAACGGGAAAAAUACAUUUUAAUAAUUGUGCGAUGAGUCACUGCUUACAUACACGUUGCAGAUCAGAUACUUGGGGUUAAACAAUGUUAGUCUACGUAGAUGGGUGACUGUAACUCUAUUGCCAUUAAAGAUUUCAAAUUGCUUUCAUGCUUCUGUGUACACAUAAUGAAACACGGGCAAAGCACUGAAGAUUGGUAUUUCCUGACGUCUGCUCUCUUUAAUUCUGCCAUCUGCCCCUUCUAAUGCUGCGUCCCUAAUUGUACACAGUGAUACCUAGGAGUAUGAAGUUGUCACCCAUCAAUAAAAUCACAAAGUUGGUUUAGA
This is a messenger RNA of Chinchilla lanigera (long-tailed chinchilla), 3441 nucleotides long. RefSeq names its product ubiquitin specific peptidase 10 (gene Usp10). The record is from RefSeq and is a predicted model, not a curated record. Gene Ontology annotation, molecular function: cysteine-type deubiquitinase activity; cysteine-type endopeptidase activity. Gene Ontology annotation, biological process: DNA damage response, signal transduction by p53 class mediator; regulation of autophagy; protein deubiquitination. NCBI's taxonomy places the organism in Eukaryota, Metazoa, Chordata, Mammalia, Rodentia, Chinchillidae. The coding region runs from base 50 to 2608 and encodes 852 amino acids. The transcript has 14 exons. Gene Ontology annotation, cellular component: nucleus; cytosol; early endosome.